Messenger RNA from Culex pipiens pallens (northern house mosquito), 5344 nucleotides. RefSeq lists its product as uncharacterized. NCBI's taxonomy places the organism in Eukaryota, Metazoa, Arthropoda, Insecta, Diptera, Culicidae. The coding region runs from base 1333 to 2655 and encodes 440 amino acids. The transcript has 4 exons. The record is from RefSeq and is a predicted model, not a curated record.
AAAAAAAUUAUAGUAUAAAUACACAUUUUACAAAACAUGAAACUAUUGGCACUACGCCCCCCGGGGCAUGGCCUUCCUCUAACGUGGGAUUUCUGCUCCAGCGCCUCUGACGAGACAGGAGAAACCGGGACCGACGUUUUACUUCACCAUCCGAUAGAAGCUCAGUGGAUAAGGCGGGAAUCGAACCCGCGUCUCAUAGCAUCAUCGGGAUCGGCAGCCGAAGCCGCUACCCCUGCGCCACGAGACCCACCACAAAACAUAUACACCUUGAAUGACCCCUAGGGGAGCGUUCAUAAAUAAAUUUACUUUAAAGGUAUUGGGGUCCUUUUCGCAUUGAUUGACAUAUCUUUCAAUUUCAUGAAGUUGGGUUUUGCCUUCCUCACCAUAAUGAGGAAAGAUUAUAAAAUCACUAGAAAAAUGAGCUUCUUUAUUCGAACUCUUAGACCCACCUUCACUUAUACCUAUCGACUUCUGAACAAAUGUCUGUGCGUGUGUAUGUCUGUAAGUCCGUGCACCGAAAAAUAUGCACACGAUUAUCUUCGAACUGACUGAACCGAAAUUUUACCGUUUCGGUCUAAUUCGAUCCGUCUUCGGGUCAUAAAAGACCCUAGUUAAUGUUAUAAAGUUUAGAAAAGUACUUCGACAAUAAUGCUAAUGUAAUGUCCAACGCGACAUCUAGACUUAAAUAGAUUAACCAAUUCUUUAACACCCCUGCGGUUGACAGAACUGCUCCCUCUCACACUCUCUUGAGUGCUGCUCAUUUCCGCUUACUCAUAUUGUACUGUUAUCUGAAAUAUAUGCCCACUCUUAUUUGAACCACGAAGACAACUAGACUCGCGUCUUUAUUACGUCCGAAAACGAACGUUUCAACUGGCGACGUAGGUAAAAUUAGAAAUUUCAAGAAGUCUUUUUGCAAUUAUUGAAAGCGUGAACAAUUCGGCGGAUUUUUAUUUCGGCUGCGUGGAGAGAGAGAGGAAAAAUCUCUUGCUUGGCGGUGGCUCAAAGUGCUAUCGCGGUGGUGCAUUUCAACAUCGACGGCAGCGUCGGCGGCUGAGCAAAACCGCUGGUGGUGCUGUUGUAGUGGUGAAAGUUUCUUUGACGGCGGCGUCGGCGGCUGAAGUGAAACCGCUGGUGUUGCUGGUGGUGGUGAUAUUUUCAUCAACGAAGGCGGCGGCUGAAGCAGAGCUGCUGGUGAUCGUCGGCGGCGGCAAAGCAAGGCCUGCUGCGCGGUGUGGUUGGUGCGGAUUAUUUUUUGAGAACAAUUUUGGGGAAUUUUGACUCCGUCUGGACGAAGACGUGUAGUUUUGUACUGCUGGCCAACGAGAUCAAAGGAUGUCUUUGACGGCUACCACCGAACCUUAUUUACCCGGUUCAAUUCCAUUUAGUCAAUACUUGGAACAACUGGAGUGGAUUUUUCUCCACAAUAAAUUGAAUAAGACUGAUUAUAAAACAUCGUUUUUGGCCAUCUGCGGCCAGGAGGUGUAUACAAUGUUGAAAAAACUUUUCCCUGGUGAAAAUUUAAAAGAUUUGAGCUAUGACACAAUAACAGACAAACUGAAAAAGCAUUACGAUAAAAGUGAUUCAGAAGUGAUUCAUAGUUUCAAGUUUUGGUCCAGGAAGCAAGGUCAACACGAGAAGGCUGAAGAUUAUGUGUUGUCGGUCAAGGUUUUAGCCGAACGGUGCUGUUUCGGUGAUUUUAGGGACAGAGCCAUUAGGGAUGUGCUUGUCAUGGGAGUGUUUGAUAGAGGUUUACAAAAAAGGCUGUUCGACGAGGACAACUUGACGGCGGACAAGGCGGAGAAGAUGAUACUCAAUCAGGAGUUGUCGUCGAACCGCACGAGGAUUCUGAACAACGGAGAUGAUGGUAGAAGUAGCUUGGUGAAUCGUUUGGGAAGAAGACCGGAUCGUACACCGAACAAGGGAGGUUACCGGAACAGGAGCAGAAGUAACAACAGAACUCGUUCGUUUUCGAGCGAUAGGAACAAGAACAAGAGUGAUUCUGGGAAGCCAACCUUUUUCUGUACGUUUUGUAAGAAGAACGGACACACUAGGAAAUUUUGCUAUCGUCUUACUAAUCGUAGUCCACGUAAACCUAAACAAAGUGUUAAAUUUGUUGAUUCUCCUAAACCUUCUUCAAGUGGCAACGGUCUUUUUAAGCGUUUGAAGAAGGACUUGCACAGUGACGACGACGAUAUGGCCUGCAUGAUGAUUUCGUCCGUCAACAAGAUCAACGAACCGUGUUAUGUUGAACCUCUCCUGGAAAACAGACGUAUGACCAUGGAGAUUGAUUGUGGAUCAGCUGAGAGUGUUAUCUCUGAAGAUUUGUUCAACAGAAACUUUCGUAAUCUUGUCGUUAAGCCUUGUAACAAGCGGUUAGUAGUGAUAGACGGCAAGAGGCUGACUGUGUUGGGAAAAGUGACGGUAAAUGCUCGUUUAGAUGGUGUGCAACAACAAUUGGACCUUGUCAUCUUGCGUUGCGAGAUGGAUUUCAUCCCGCUCAUGGGAAGGACAUGGCUGGACGUCUUCUACAGCAACUGGAGAUCAGCUUUUUCACGACCAUCUUUACCUGCACAAGGUGUGCAUGCUGUUGAGAAUGAUAGUGUUGUUGUUGAUUUGAAGAAUCUCUCUUGGCGGCAGAGUACUUUCGGCGCAUAAGCGUCAACUCAAAAUUCCGCAGAGCUCUCGCCGGAAACGACCCUCAUUUGUUUUCCUUGGAGAGAGUUCCUCAAAACCGCAACCACCACAACCAACCACCAGCAAGAGGCGCAGAGAACACGAGUAUGAAGAUUCCGACGAUGAUUCGGAUUUUUACGGAUUCGCAGCAGAGUCCUCGAUUUUUGAAGAUGACCCGAUGGGUGAAUCUUCGUUGUCGGACGAAGUUGAUCAGCGACAGCCGGUACGAGAAACGCGGCCGAUCCGCAGAUCAACGAGGCAGAUUAAGAAGAAGCACAAAGCGGAUUUUAAAUAUUUUUAAUUUGUCAAGUGAAUUCGUGCUAGCUUCAUUUAGCUUACUGAAUUAGGAUUUUUUAGAUUAAUGUCCUUUCAAGAAAUAAGAAGAAUUUUAUUCACAUUUAAGUGUGUUCGAUUUUGGUAUGAAGCUUUUUAAGGGAAAAGGAGUUGUAAUGUCCAACGCGACAUCUAGACUUAAAUAGAUUAACCAAUUCUUUAACACCCCUGCGGUUGACAGAACUGCUCCCUCUCACACUCUCUUGAGUGCUGCUCAUUUCCGCUUACUCAUAUUGUACUGUUAUCUGAAAUAUAUGCCCACUCUUAUUUGAACCACGAAGACAACUAGACUCGCGUCUUUAUUACGUCCGAAAACGAACGUUUCAGCUAAAAAAAACGUUUUCGAAUAAAGUCCGGAAGAUUGUAAAAAGGGUAAUUUUUGUAAGAAAUCCUGUCAUGCUAUACAUUUUUAGAAAGGUCUCACAGAUUUUGAUGAAAAUAUUUUCCGGUUCUACCAUGCGGCCUAUCGUUGGAUAGGUAGUAGCCUGUCCCAUUUUGAGGUCAUGUCGAGGAAUUUCAGGUGCUCACUUCUUAAAUGAUAGAUUAUGAUGUUAGGAACAAUGUUUUCUUAGACAAGAAAAAAUAAUAAAAUACUUUCUCGCACCCCCUAGUCGAUUUACUGAAAAAAGUCACUUUUUUGAACAAAUUUUCUAAAACCGCUUGGAAUCAACACAAAAACUGUUUCGAUCAGGUGUGUAUUAUCUUCAAACGAUAGGUUUUUGUCCAUAGAUUAAGAUGCACUAUCAAUAUUGGACCAAAAUUUAAGUUUUUGGACUCUCCCAGGCGGAUUUGUGUCGAAAAAAUCGCAUUUUUUCGAAACUUUUUUCAGAAAUGUUCAUUUAAUUUAGGGUAGCCUAUUUUUCCCAGUGAAACCAAUACAUGCAGCUUAUAGGAAAUUUCAUGGCGAACAUUUUUCCCUCUGAGAAAUUCCAAUUUCGACACUCCAGAGCCGAGAUAUUUGAGUUUUAGUGAGGAAAAAAGUGCCAAUUUUCAAAAUUUCUCAGAAUUCAGAAGCAAGCCUACUAAUUACACGAUGUAGCAAGCAUAUGUCUCAAAGGUCAGGGUAUGCUUUUUUAUAGUAAUUUUGGCCGCUGAAUCCGAAUCUGAAAUCAAAUUUCGUGUAAACAGUGAUGUUUUGGAGCUACACCCUUUUGGAAUGUUAUUUGCGUGUUUAAGAGGCAGUUUUUGUAAAUAUUGCUCGGUUUGUUCUAGAGUUCGUAUCGAGGUGCUCCGAUUUGGAUGAAACUUUCAGCGUUUGUUUGUCUAUACAUGAGAUGAACUCAUGCCAAAUAUGAGCCCUCUACGACAAAGGGAAGUGGGGUAAAACGGGCAUUGAAGUUUGAUGUCCAAAAAACAUUAAAAAUCUUAAAAUUGCUCUCAUUUCCGUAAAACUUCAUCAAUUCCAACUCUCUUAGAUGCAUUCAAAAGGUCUUCAAAAUGAGCCAUAGACAUCCAGGAUUGGUUUAAACUUUUCUCAUAGCUUUUGUUUUUUUAAAAAACCUCAAUAUCUUUUUGUAACAGCCAGCAACACCCAUACUCUUUUAGAUCAAAAGUUAGGGAAUUUCAUGGACUAUAAGCCUACGGUAAUAACUUUUUGGCCAAUCGCAGUUUUUCUCAUAGUUUUUCGAUUUUUCUAUAACAAACAUUUUACAACGUUAGUUAUUGUCCUGUAGGCAUCCAUAGCGGCACUUUUUAGUCUCACUUUUGUCAUAUUCCAAAUCCUCGAAAAAUUCAAACUUCAAUGCCCGUUUUACCCCACUUCCCUUUGUCGUAGAGGGCUCAUAUUUGACAUGAGUUCAUCUCAUGUAUAGACAAACAAACGCUGAAAGUUUGAUCCAAAUCGGAGCACCUCGAUACGACCUCUAGAACAAACCGAGCAAUAUUUACAAAAACUGCCACACGCAAAUAACAUUCCAAAAGGGUGUAGCUCCAAAACAUCACUGUUUACACGAAAUUUGAUUUCAGAUUCGGAUUCAGCGGCCAAAAUUACUAUAAAAAAGCAUACCCUGACCUUUGAGACAUAUGCUUGCUACAUCGUGUAAUUAGUAGGCUUGCUUCUGAAUUCUGAGAAAUUUUGAAAAUUGGCACUUUUUUCCUCACUAAAACUCAAAUAUCUCGGCUCUGGAGUGUCGAAAUUGGAAUUUCUCAGAGGGAAAAAUGUUCGCCAUGAAAUUUCCUAUAAGCUGCAUGUAUUGGUUUCACUGAGAAAAAUAGGCUACCCUAAAUUAAAUGAACAUUUCUGAAAAAAGUUUCGAAAAAAUGCGAUUUUUUCGACACAAAUCCGCCUGGGAGAGUCCAAAAACUUAAAUUUUGGUCCAAUAUUGAUAGUGCAUCUUAA